Pseudozyma flocculosa PF-1 is the source of this 1089-nucleotide messenger RNA. RefSeq lists its product as uncharacterized. NCBI's taxonomy places the organism in Eukaryota, Fungi, Basidiomycota, Ustilaginomycetes, Ustilaginales, Ustilaginaceae. The coding region runs from base 1 to 1089 and encodes 362 amino acids. The record is from RefSeq and is a predicted model, not a curated record. The transcript has 4 exons. Gene Ontology annotation, molecular function: oxidoreductase activity, acting on the CH-CH group of donors, NAD or NADP as acceptor.
AUGUCGUUCUCCAUCCCCGCAUCGCAGAGCAAGAUCGUCCUCCGCCAGCGCCCAGAGGCCCGCGUCAUCUCGACCCUUGGCCAAGGCGACUCGACGUUCGAGUACGUCACCGAGAAGCUCCCCUCGGUCGCAGAGGUCAAGGACGGCCAUGUCCUCAUCCGCGUCGAGCAUGUCUCGCUGGACCCGGCCAUGCGUGGCUGGCUGCGCGACGCCCGCUCCUACAUCCCCCCCGUCCAGAUCGGCGAGGUGAUGCGCGCCGGCGGUGUCGGCACCGUCGUGGCGUCCAAGUUCCCCGGCCUGCAGCCGGGCGACCAAGUGAGCGGCACGCUCGGAUGGCAGGAGUACGCCCACAUUCCGGGCAAGGCGUGCGAGAAGCGCCAGGUGGCGGGCGGAUCGACGCUGCUCGACUACCUGGGCCCGCUGGGAAGCAGCGGCCAGACGGCCUACUGGGGCAUCUUUGACGUCGGCGCCAUCAAGGCCAACGACGUCGUCGUCGUCACGGGCGCCGCCGGCAGCGUCGGCUCGCUCGUCGUCCAGAUGGCCAAGCUCAAGGGCUGCAAGGUCAUCGCCGUCGCCGGCUCCGACGACAAGUGCAAGUGGCUCAAGGAGAGCCUCAAGGCCGACGAAGCCCUCAACUACAAGCACGCCGACUUCAAGAAGACGUACCGCGAGGUGACGCAGAAGAAGUACGGCUACAUCGACGUCGUCUUUGAGAAUGUCGGCGGAGAGGUGCUCGACCUCACGCUCCUCUGCCUCAAGCCGGGCGCCAGGAUCGCCCUGUGCGGCGCCAUUGCCGACUACAACAACCCGAAGCCGACGGGUCUCAAGAACUACCAGACGCUCAUCGCGAUGCGCGCCAAGCUGCAGGGCUUCAUCGUGUUCGACUACGCAAAGCGGUACCACGAGGCCGAGCGCGACAUUUCCAAGUGGCUCGCCGACGGCUCGCUGGCGCGCAAGUUCCACGUCAUCGGCGACGGCGCCAAGUCGGCAAAGGAGGCGCUCCAGCUGUGCCCGCAGGCGCUCAACGACCUCUUUGACGGCAAGAAUGUGGGCAAGAUGGUCGUCAAGGUCGCCGAGCCCCUGCGUUGA